AUGUCUCUCCCCCGCAUCACAGCCAUAGGUUCCCUAAACAUGGAUCUGGUAUCCUACGUGCCUCACCACCCCGCUCCCGGAGAAACCCUGACGUCCAAUGGCUUCACCACCUCCCCGGGAGGCAAGGGUGCCAAUCAGGCCGUGGCGUGCGCCAAGCUCUCCCGCUCUUCGGACCUGUCCCGCCCGACGGCGCACGUGAGCAUGGUCGGCGCCGUGGGCGCUAGCGACCCGUACGGCCCGGCCCUUCGCAACAGCCUGGCCUCGUUCGGUGUCGACGUCGACGGCGUCGCCUCCCGCCCCGACUGUGGGACGGGCGUGGCCGUCAUCAUCGUCGACGAGCCCACCGGCGAGAACCGCAUCAUGAUCUCCCCAGAGGCGAACGGGUCUUGGAAGCCCGCCGACUUCGACACCCUGCCCGGCGGCGACGGCGACGGCGACACCCUUCCGGACCUUCUCAUCAUGCAGCUAGAGAUCCCCCUCGACGCCGUCGUUCAGGCCUUAGCUACCGCAAAGAAGGCAGGCGUUCCUACCCUGCUCAACCCCGCCCCCGCGCAGGUCCUCCCCGAAGACGCCUACAAGGGCCUGGCCCACCUCGUCGUCAACGAGACCGAGGCCUCCAUGCUGUCCGGGAAGCCAGAGUCAGAACUCGACGAUGAGGCUGGGCUCAAGCGCACCGCCGACCUCUUCCUCGCCCGCGGCGUGCAGAAUGUCAUCAUCACCCUCGGUGGGAGGGGCGUCUACUACGCUUCCGGCGUCGGCGCCAAGUACGGUCUCGUUGCCGCCCAGAAGACCGCCGUAGUCGACACCACCGCCGCAGGGGAUACGUUUGUCGGAUCCUACGCCUUGUCUGUCGUCCACGCGUCGUUCAACAAGACCGAGUUUGACAUUGACGCUGCCGUCAGGGCUGCCAACGCUGCUUCCGCCAAGACCGUCGCCCGGAAGGGUGCCCAGGUCUCGAUUCCCUGGAAGGAUGAGCUUCAAUAG
This is a messenger RNA of Geosmithia morbida, 984 nucleotides long. RefSeq names its product ribokinase. Gene Ontology annotation, molecular function: ribokinase activity. The transcript has a single exon. Bases 1 to 984 code for a protein of 327 amino acids. Gene Ontology annotation, biological process: D-ribose metabolic process. The record is from RefSeq and is a predicted model, not a curated record. NCBI's taxonomy places the organism in Eukaryota, Fungi, Ascomycota, Sordariomycetes, Hypocreales, Bionectriaceae.